Molecule: messenger RNA, 2347 nt
Organism: Nestor notabilis (Kea)
Lineage: Eukaryota; Metazoa; Chordata; Aves; Psittaciformes; Psittacidae
Gene: GFPT1
Product: glutamine--fructose-6-phosphate transaminase 1
Exons: 20
Coding region: 1-2103 (700 amino acids)
Biological process (GO): fructose 6-phosphate metabolic process; protein N-linked glycosylation; UDP-N-acetylglucosamine metabolic process
Molecular function (GO): L-glutamine:D-fructose-6-phosphate transaminase (isomerizing) activity; carbohydrate derivative binding
Source: RefSeq, a predicted model, not a curated record
AUGGAAGAAGGAAUCUUUGCUUACCUGAACUACCAUGUUCCCCGGACAAGGCGGGAGAUCCUGGAGACCCUUAUCAAAGGGCUGCAGCGGCUGGAGUACAGAGGCUAUGAUUCUGCAGGUGUGGGAAUUGAUGGCGGAAAUGACAAAGACUGGGAAGCUAAUGCCUGCAAAAUCCAGCUUAUCAAACAGAAGGGGAAAGUGAAGGCUCUGGACGAAGAGGUUCACAAGCAACAGGACAUGGACCUUGACAUCGAGUUUGACGUGCACCUUGGAAUCGCCCAUACCCGCUGGGCCACGCAUGGCGAGCCCAGUCCCAUCAACAGCCACCCGCAGCGCUCGGAUAAAAACAAUGAGUUCAUCGUCAUCCACAACGGCAUCAUCACCAACUACAAGGACCUGCGCAAGUUCCUGGAGAGCAAGGGCUACGACUUCGAGUCGGAGACGGACACGGAGAGCAUCGCCAAACUGGUCAAGUACAUGUACGACAACCGCGACAGCGACGACAUCAGCUUCACCACCCUGGUGGAGAGGGUCAUCCAGCAGCUGGAAGGUGCUUUCGCCCUUGUGUUCAAAAGUGUUCAUUAUCCUGGUCAAGCAGUUGGUACCAGGCGAGGCAGCCCCCUGCUCAUCGGGGUGCGCAGCGAGCACAAGCUCUCCACCGACCACAUCCCCAUCCUCUACCGGACAGCUGUACAAUCUAUGGAUCAUUCUUUUGAUGGAAUAUCCAUAAAAAUGGAGGAAGGGAAGGACAAGAAGGGAAGUUGCAACCUGUCUCGUGUGGACAGCACCACCUGCCUUUUCCCUGUGGAGGAGAAAGCUGUGGAGUACUACUUUGCUUCUGAUGCUAGUGCUGUCAUUGAGCAUACCAACAGAGUGAUUUUCCUGGAGGAUGAUGAUGUAGCUGCUGUGGUCGACGGCCGUCUUUCCAUCCACCGCAUUAAGCGCACGGCGGGCGACCACCCUGGACGGGCUGUCCAAACCCUGCAGAUGGAGCUUCAGCAGAUUAUGAAGGGUAACUUCAGCUCAUUUAUGCAGAAGGAAAUAUUUGAACAGCCAGAAUCUGUCGUUAAUACGAUGAGAGGAAGGGUCAACUUUGAUGACUACACUGUAAAUCUUGGGGGGUUGAAGGAUCACAUCAAGGAGAUUCAGAGGUGUCGUCGUUUAAUCCUCAUUGCCUGUGGGACAAGUUACCACGCUGGGGUUGCGACCCGCCAGGUUCUGGAAGAACUGACUGAAUUACCUGUUAUGGUGGAACUGGCCAGUGACUUCUUGGACAGAAACACCCCUGUCUUCAGAGAUGAUGUUUGCUUUUUCCUCAGCCAGUCAGGUGAGACAGCAGAUACCCUGAUGGGUCUUCGGUACUGCAAAGAGAGAGGAGCCUUAACUGUAGGAAUAACCAACACAGUUGGCAGCUCCAUAUCACGGGAGACAGACUGUGGUGUCCACAUCAAUGCAGGACCAGAGAUUGGAGUUGCCAGUACCAAGGCCUACACCAGCCAGUUUGUCUCCUUGGUGAUGUUUGCUCUGAUGAUGUGUGAUGACAGAAUCUCUAUGCAGGAGAGGCGCAAGGAAAUCAUGCGUGGGCUAAAAGGACUGCCAGAUUUAAUUAAAGAAGUGCUGAGCAUGGAUGAUGAGAUCCAGAAGCUGGCCACGGAGCUAUACCAUCAGAAGUCAGUUCUCAUCAUGGGACGUGGCUACCAUUAUGCUACAUGUCUUGAGGGAGCUUUGAAAAUCAAAGAAAUCACCUACAUGCACUCUGAAGGGAUCCUGGCAGGUGAGCUGAAGCACGGCCCUCUCGCGCUGGUGGACAAACUCAUGCCUGUUAUCAUGAUCAUCAUGAGAGACCACACGUAUGCAAAGUGCCAGAAUGCUCUGCAGCAGGUCAUUGCACGGCAAGGGCGACCUGUUGUGAUUUGUGAUAAGGAAGACAUCGAGACCAUUAAGAACAAUAAAAGAACAAUCAAAGUUCCUCAUUCAGUGGACUGUCUGCAGGGGAUCCUGAGUGUUAUCCCCCUUCAGCUCCUGGCUUUCCACCUUGCAGUUCUCAGAGGAUAUGAUGUUGAUUUUCCAAGAAAUCUGGCCAAGUCCGUAACUGUAGAGUGAAAGAUCAUCUGAAUCAUAGGGGCAAAGGGGGAUUAAAUGAAAGACUUUUUUUUGGUACCAAAAUAACUUGAUUUUAAAGUCCCCUAGGUAAAUCUUAUUUUGGUAAAUCAUUGUUUGUGUGUAAGAUCACCAUGAUUCCAUUACAUUAGUGAUUGUCAGAUUGAUUCCACGUGCUAUGGCAAUAGCUUUGGGGUUUUUUGAACAAUAGACUUCCAUGAAAGAUGUUCAGUGGUUUUCUUGAAAG